UAUCGGGUGCUCAUUAUGAAUAAUGUCAUUAGAACCAGUUGGCGUGACGCUGCGACGUUAAUAGUGCUCAGUAAGAAGAAGGUUGUGGUUCCGCGUGAGUGUGUAAACUACGACAUACUGUUCCAGACACGUACGGCGAGCGCAUCGUUCGCAAACAGCGUCGUGUUCCCCGGGGGUGUCACUGAGCCCUCGGACGCGAGUGACGAGUGGCUGAAGUUGUUUAGGAGUUUCGGCUUCGGCCAGAGGCACUUUGAGGCGUUCCACGGCCCCGGGGCUCCGGUCACACCGAUACUACGUGAUAACCCCGUCAAAAGACACAUUGCAUUGCGGAUAACUGCAAUCCGGGAGACAUUUGAAGAGCUAGGCCUUCUCCUGGCCAGUACUGAACAUCAGAAAGACAGGAGCAGCCUAUCAGCUAGUAUCCUGCCAGGUCUGGAUGUUAAGCAUUGGCAGAGCAAGAUAAGCAAGAACCCUGAGGAGCUUCUAACCCUCUGUAAGACCCUCGGCUGCUACCCCGACAUCUGGUCUCUACACUACUGGAGCAACUGGCUGACUCCUAUUCACUUCCCGAAAAGGUUCGACACCGCCUUCUUCGUCACCACCUUAGACAAUCGGCCUGAGGACCUGGAGUCAAGUAGUGAAGUGGUUCAUGUGCAGUGGGCGAGCCCUGACGACAUCCUAGCAAAGUAUCACAAGAGCGAGCUGGUGCUCUUCCCACCGCAGAGCUACGAGUUGAACCGCCUGCGUCACGCCCCGGACUGCGAGGAACUCAUACGGUUCGCGGCGAAGCGGAGCUCUGGGGGGAAUGCCCUGCUGUACCCCGUGAUACUGAAGGCUAGGGAUGGCGAGCUACAUCUGUUGCCAGGUGACGAGCUCUAUCCAUCAAAUGUAGACUACUUAAAUGAUGGUCAAAUCAUACAAAAAGACAAGACAGUGCGAGAAAUAAGAGAAAGCUGUCAAACACUACACCGUUUCGAAGCAAGCACCGCUAAGCAGUUUGUCAUUAAAAACUGCAAACUUGACAACCACAUAGAUAUGGGCGAUCGGAUCAUCCCUGUAGCAUAA
Molecule: messenger RNA, 1065 nt
Organism: Cydia fagiglandana
Lineage: Eukaryota; Metazoa; Arthropoda; Insecta; Lepidoptera; Tortricidae
Product: acyl-coenzyme A diphosphatase NUDT19-like
Exons: 5
Coding region: 16-1065 (349 amino acids)
Cellular component (GO): mitochondrion
Molecular function (GO): hydrolase activity, acting on acid anhydrides, in phosphorus-containing anhydrides
Source: RefSeq, a predicted model, not a curated record